AUGGGAAAGCUGGAUCUCAUCAAGACCGUCAGAGGUCUCGACCAGAAUGGGCCUGGAGGGAACGGAGAGAACCUUGAAAAGCUAUGGAGUAACCUCACAGAGGCAUCAGAUCACCAAUUUCACGCAGCGGAAGAGAGCGCGUUGAGAUGGCUGCUAAAGUCCAUGAACGGGUCAUCGCCUGAGGCAGAGACCAUACGGCGGUACCCGUUGACCUGGACGAUCCUGGACUUCGUGUUUCAAAAGAUACCGCUUUUCUCGCUGGCCAAGUCGUUAGCGGACAGGAAAUUUGCUGCUGUUUUGCAGCAUACUCUUCAGGAUGCAUCGAAUCCGAGUCAAGAGGCUGGCACUUCUGGUGGGAAAAGGAAGAGAUCAUUGGCUCCGCUCUACGCCUUGGAGGAACUGAAGGGCUUGGAUGGUUGUUUGGCAACGGGCCAGGCUGUUUUCAUUGCCCUCAAGUCUCUGCUUGGCCGAUUGGAGAACAACGCCGUGGGUUCGCGCGACAGGAUUGGGGCUGAACACAUCAAAUCUCUCUUCUCUACAUCGGCAACCGAAGCUGCGACACUGUCAUCCUCCUUCUUGAUAGUUUGUGUUCUGUUACUAGCCAGCGAUAUUUGCGACGACGUCGAGGGCAAAGAAGACUGGGUUUCCACUGUCUCCAAGAUAUGGGAUCUCCAUCUACAGGGGGAUACUGACGCUCUUGAGAUUGCGACACACCUCUUCCGACCGGCCGCCGCGAUCCUGAGACAGUUGGAACCUUCUAUCCAAGGUCAAAAACCGAAUGCUAAUGAAGCUUUGGCGAGUCGAUGGAGUGCGGACCUCCAGAGGUUCAUGCACCGAAAUUUUAUACUCCCCGCUCGUACUUACUUCUGGAAUCGCCAAGAUUUCGAGGUCAUUACGAGGGCGCUUGAUGUGUCAAAUGACAAAACGAGAACGUCUGCUCCGGCGCUAUACUUCCUGGCUGCUGGAAUGCCCGAUGUUUCGACUGAAAGCGACUUGCGCAGGAUCAACACGAUUUGGAUGGACAGGAUAUUCAAGGCUGUGGAGGAGCAAAUCCGCACAAAGCCGGACAGAAAUGCCCUGAUGAAGCGGAUUCUAGCGCAGGCGGUAGGAAGCUCCGUAGCAAUCGAUGCUGGGGACCUUCGCCAAGUAUGCCGCAACUAUGGUUUGGGAUCAGAAAUCGAUUGGAGCUUGCUCGCAAAUGCUGCUACGUGUAACCCAGAUAUUUUCCAAAUGUCUGAGGAAGGCACAGCUCUUUUGAAUGAUAUUUGCACGCAGAGCAUCAGCCAUAAACCGGAUGCUGAUGUUUUCAAAGAUCAGUUGGAUCUCAUUGCAGCUAUAAAGAAAAGCUUUCAGACGCGCCGCGAUCUCUCUGGAUUUUUGCGACUAUGGUUCUCGCAGCUGUGUCUGACUGAGAAGCGCAAGCUGGCCUCGAAUAGCCCUUGGUUCGAGAUUAGGCGAGAAGGGACCCAUGGGAAUUCAAUUUCUUCUUUGAUAGAGUCCGAAUUGUCACCACACCAGCUCCUCGGGAUUAUCGAAUGGCUCGGUGGACAGGAGCCUGGCUCAUACCCCCAGUCCCUCUGCGUUUUCACGAGCGUCAUUGCGCAAGGACUGCAUGGUGAGCAGUCCAUUGACUCUAUAGGCAUGAAGCUGUUCGACCUGGUCUUCCAACUGAAAAACUCUUCAAAGACUGCUUUGAAGUGGAGGGUCAUUUCCAAGGCGAUUUCAUGGGCCUCCCCCGGAGAACGGAAAAAUGUCUGGGACCAAGUGAAAGAUCAGCUCUCCAAGCUUCUACGGAAAGGGGCCAUUAAUUCGGCUGAAACAUUUGAAGCCCUCAAGUGCUGCUAUGAGGCUUGGGAUUCCAUGACCCAAGAUGAAGACGCAGCCGACGAGCCAUCCAAGUUGGUGGAGAAAUUCACACAGCGGUUGGUAGAAGAGCUUGCGUCGUACGAUGUACUGGAAAUCACAAAACUGUCAGCUUCCCUCGGCUCGGGGGCAAGGUCAGAAUUCGACGAGGAACUUGCCAUCCAACAGUACUUGGCUUGGUAUAUUCUGGGUGGCAGCCGUUUCUCUCGGCUCUAUUCAAGAAAAACUGACGAGAUUCCACUACUUGAGACUGUAUCAUCUACAAAAGAUGUAAGCCCUCCUGGGCUACGUGCCCUUUGGAGUGCUCUCCUGAGCAAUGACGCGAAUCUUAACGAUGCGAAGCUCUCAAGAAAACUCCUAGAUCGUUUGAUUACAGCCUUGGCCGAGUCUGAGAAGGAGAAAGGCUGGCCAGGAGAACGAGGGCAGCUGUGGAUUCGAACCCUAUGCAGCGUACCCUUGGAAGCCUUUAGCCGCGCCCAGCGUGAGCAGAUCAUGGGCAUAUUGGAUAAGAGGAGAGAAAAGAUGGUCAAGUCCCCGAAGCGGGUGUCUCUCGAAGGCUGGAAGCUGGUGCUUGAUUUGGCAAGCAAAAUGAUGGCGCGGCCGACCUUUUACGAAGGAAUGCAGUUUUCCAAUCUUGUCGAUUACGCUGACGCCAUUUCUAGUCUCUCUUUCGAAGAGACGAUAAACGAUGAGACGCUGCUUGAACUUGUCGAAAGGUACUUUGCUAUGACUUCAACGGUAGUAAGGCAAAUGUCGGAUAAUUUCGAUGAACGGAGUGCGAAAUACUUUUCAGAAGGCUUGGCAUUUGUUGAAACAUGCGAAACGGAAGAGACGAAGAGUGACCCCCUGAGCCUCCCGGCGCUUCGUACUACCCUGUUAAAGGCCAUCAUUGUUGAGCUUACUCGGUCGUCGGCUCUUCAAAGCCAAUCCAGCCUCGGUCAACUACAGCAGAAUGCCAAGGGUGCAUUGACUCGACACAUAGCGGCGGUACUGGGAGAGCUUAUAGCAGACAAAAAGCUCCUAUCAAAACAUGACAACUCGAAAGAUUUGGGGCUCUUUGCAACGACGCAUGCUGCCGAGGCUUUGGACAGCGCUUCUGAACUAUCACAACACAAGUCAAGCGCGAUCCGCAAGCUGGAGAAGCGAAGUAAGGAGUCUAUGGAUGCUGGCGACUUGAGGGCCUGGAAGAUUCAGAUUUUCCUUCACAGAUAUCUGGCGAGUGGACUGGAGGAUCCUCGCCCAAUCCGGUGUGCCAGCCUCGCGAACUUGCCGUCAAACACCCGCGAGUCUCUCUUAAGGGAUUAUAUCACGUCCGUCAUUGCCAACAUUGAUGUGGCUGACGCUUCACGCUAUCUCAAAGAGUUGAUACGUGAAUUUACAGGGGGCUGUGAUACAGAUGGCCAGGCUCUUGCCAUCCAACACGUCGUUGGCCAUCUCAUCGAACGCACUGAUCUACACGGCAAGGGUGAAGGUGUUGAUCUAUCAACAGCUCACAGCGAGCUAACACUCUGUCUAUUGAAGAAGUCGCCCAAUGUGGCCUAUACAUGCCAAACCGUUCAGACUCUUCUGGAAAAGAAGCCACAAGCCAUGGGCCAGUGGAAUAUCGAGGUGACCCUGAGCACCGUCAGUGACUUGGCUUUGUCAAAGGGCACAAACGGUUCAACGGUGCCAUUUGCGUGGCUGUGCAAGUUGGUUGGGACAAUUAUCAAGAAGCACCGCCUACGGCUGGAGGGCCACCACCACUUACUUCUGACCACCGUGCAAGCCUUGCUCAACAGCUUGAUUCUCAACCAGCCGAAGAGCACUAUAGAUGGCACCACGCAGGAGGUGAUGGCACGUUUAUAUGGCCGCCUCAUCACCCUCAUUUGCGAACCUACCGCGGGCGCUGUAUCCCGUUCGCAGCACCAAAACGCCUUGGAUUCUGCGACGGACGCUGCCAAACGGUCUGCCGGCCGGCACGUCUACCUGGUGUUGAUGCAGUAUGUGAAGCUGCAGCUUGAGGCCGACGUGCCGAGAGAGGUGGGCGAGGCUCUUGAGCCGGCGAUGAAUUCCAUUUUCGACGUGACGCCGCCAGAGGUGAGGAAGAUUCUGAACGACGCAAUGGACGCCAGCGGAAGAGCUAUCCUGAGGGAAAUGUUUAAGAGAUAUGUCAAGUUUGGGAAAUGGAGCGGUGUUUAA
Molecule: messenger RNA, 4041 nt
Organism: Trichoderma aggressivum f. europaeum
Lineage: Eukaryota; Fungi; Ascomycota; Sordariomycetes; Hypocreales; Hypocreaceae
Exons: 3
Coding region: 1-4041 (1346 amino acids)
Biological process (GO): ribosome biogenesis
Cellular component (GO): nucleolus
Source: RefSeq, a predicted model, not a curated record